GACUUUCCAAGUUCCACCAACUGAACAAAGAACUCCAUAACUCGUUCUCCAUCCAUGGCGGCAACUCCUCUUCUUCCCAAAUCUUUCUCCCCAUUUCUCAAAAAGCCACCUUUACUUCCCCAAACCCAUUUCGUCAAACUCGCUUUCUUGAACUCUCGUCGUCCCAAGAGACCAUCACUCAAAACCCAUGCCGGAGACAACAAGGACCACUGGCUCGACUUUUUCGACGACGGAGAGGACCCAGACAUGGAAUAUGGCUCCUUAUUCACCGAUGGAAAGCAAGAAGAGGAUCCGAGACCCCCUGAUAACCCCGUUAACCCAUAUGGUUUUCUCAAAUUCCCAAUGGGAUUCAAUGUGGAGAUUGCUCCUCUCGGUCUGAAAGUCAGAGGAGAUGUUAGGAGGUGUUGUUGCAUGGUCUCUGGUGGUGUUUAUGAGAAUUUGCUGUUUUUUCCGGUAAUUCAGUUGAUUAAGGAUCGUUACCCGGGAGUUCUAAUCGACGUCGUUUCAUCUGAGAGAGGAAAGCAAGUUUAUGAAUUGAACAAGAAUGUGAGGUGGGCUACUGUCUAUGACAUUGAUGAUCAUUUUCCUGAACCAGCUGAGUAUACUGAUAUGGUUGGAGUUCUUAAGAAUAGGUACUACGAUAUGGUGUUGUCAACAAAGCUAGCAGGGUUUGGCCAUGGAGCCUUCAUGUUUAUGACAACAGCUCGGGACAGAGUUAGCUACACCUACCCUGAUGUUAAUGCUGCUGGAGCUGAAUUGUUUCUCUCCAAAACAUUCAAAGCAGACAGUUCGAAUCUCUCUGAUGGAGGGUACCACAUGUAUCAUAAGAUGGCUGAUUGGUUGGGAAAACCAUUUCGGAGUGUGCCACGGGAAUCAGUGCUCCCACUUAAAGUGUCGAUUUCCAGGAAGCUGAAGGAGGUUGUAGAGGAGAAAUAUAAGAAAACAGGUGCAGAGAGAGGGAAAUAUGUUGUGAUUCAUGGGAUACAAUCAGAUUCAAAGGCCUCAAUGCAGUCUAAAGGUGAUACUGAUAGCUUGCUACCCAUCCAAGUGUGGGCAGAAAUAACAAGUGGUUUAAGGGAAUUUAGACCAGUUUUUGUCAUUCCACAUGAGAGAGAAAGAGAAGAUGUUGAGUAUGCUGUUGGGGAUGAUGCUAGCAUUGUAUUAAUCACAACCCCUGGACAGCUUGCUGCUCUUAUCAAUGAUUCAGCUGGGGUGAUAGCCACAAACACAGCAGCCAUCCAAUUAGCAAAUGCACGAGAUAAACCAAGUAUCGCAUUGUUGUGUUCAGAAGAGAAAGGGAACCUGUUCAUUCCUAACGCUGAAGAGAAGAAUUGUGUUGUAGUUUCCUCUAAGACUGGAAAACUUAUAGAUAUCAAUGUUGAAGAUGUAAAGAAAGCACUUCCACUCUUUAAUAUGUCCUUAGCUCUAGUAUAGGAGAGGACAGUGAAAAAUUCAUUUUUUUUUUCCUUUUGACUUGCAAUGUUUGACCACCUUAGUUUGUAUACAAGAAUAGAAAGCAGCCACCAAUACUUUCCAACUAUAUAAAUAACAGAACAAAUUAAUGUUGCUUUAA
Humulus lupulus (European hop) is the source of this 1573-nucleotide messenger RNA. Its product is annotated as photosynthetic NDH subunit of subcomplex B 1, chloroplastic. Gene Ontology annotation, cellular component: chloroplast; NAD(P)H dehydrogenase complex (plastoquinone). The record is from RefSeq and is a predicted model, not a curated record. The coding region runs from base 55 to 1434 and encodes 459 amino acids. Lineage: Eukaryota; Viridiplantae; Streptophyta; Magnoliopsida; Rosales; Cannabaceae. Gene Ontology annotation, biological process: photosynthetic electron transport in photosystem I. The transcript is spliced from 6 exons.